Messenger RNA from Cryptomeria japonica (Japanese cedar), 936 nucleotides. RefSeq lists its product as uncharacterized. Bases 203 to 694 code for a protein of 163 amino acids. Lineage: Eukaryota; Viridiplantae; Streptophyta; Pinopsida; Cupressales; Cupressaceae. The transcript has a single exon. The record is from RefSeq and is a predicted model, not a curated record.
UUAUCAGUGUGGAAAAGCGGGUUUGAAUUAAAAUGAAAAGAAAACAGCAGGCUGGUCGUACAAAUCCAACCAUUAUAAUCUAACAUGGUGGGAAAAAAGUUAGCCAGUUGGUUCUGUUGGGGAAUAAUCAUAAGCAAUGUUGUGAAAAGCUAGCUAAUCCUGAUUGCUGGGGGGGGGGAAUUGCUUGUUUUCUGGAGAAAAAAUGGCAGCCAUGACUGGAGGAGAAGCAGUGGGCAGCAACAGCUUGAGCUGGGUUUUAAUGGUUGCAGGUGUUGUGAGUGUUUUGUCAAUGUCGAUUUUGAUCUGUGCUACUCACUCCCGAAAGCGCCCACAGCAGAAGUUUGAAGGCAAAGAGGAGACAGUCAAUAAGGAUGAUUCAUCCUCCAUUGAUAUGAAUGGUUUAAGCUUUACACAGAAAUCUUUUGGAGGGUUUCUGAGUAAUGUGAGCUUCAGCAAGAGGGCAAAGAAGCCGCAGGCUGCAGAGGUGGAGGAGAAGGAGAAGGAAAAGGAGGAGGAGAGUGGUGGGAAUUUGAUUUGGCAGAGAUCAAUCAUGAUGGGUGAAAAAUGUAGGCCACCCAAUUUUUCUGGGGCUAUUAUAUAUGAUGACAAGGGUAAUCUGUUGCCCCAUUUUCCUCCCAGAUCUUCCAGCUCAAAUCCUCCCACAGCUGCUCUUAAUCAGCCGCCAUCCGCUUGAUUUGUGGCCACAUGGAGUCUGGGAAUUUGGAAGCCCAGCGAUUGAAAGGUGAAGGGUAUUGCAAUUUUUUGGGAAAUGGGUUAUUUGUAUGCAGACUGAAAAGGGCUUCUUGUAAGAGUGUUUCAGUCCUUUUUUAUUUGUGGGUAUUCAUCUUUUUCUUGCUUUUGAGAAUUGUGAUCCUGAUGUUUGUUGUGAAAAAUAGGGAUACAAUAUGUAAUCAAAUGAAAGGUUGUUUUUCUUGA